Molecule: messenger RNA, 1777 nt
Organism: Chironomus riparius
Lineage: Eukaryota; Metazoa; Arthropoda; Insecta; Diptera; Chironomidae
Source: the annotation of a GenBank genome assembly
GACAACAAUACAGAAUAAAAAAAAACAAAUCACCAAAAAAUUAAAAAAAUUGAUUAAAAUUAACUUGUGAGUUAAAUGAGCCGACGAAGGAUCCCACCAACAUCUCGUGUAACUCCAACAACAUUUCAGCCAACAAAUUCACCGCUUAACAAUGAAUUUAGUGAGCCAAUUGUGCCGAAACAUAUCGCAUUCGUUCAAUCUAGUUUCACUCAAAGUGAAAAUGAAAUUUUAAGUGAAUUGAUCAUCUUCAUGUUCACAUUAAUUGCUGCCAGUUCACAAUUUGUGCAUCUAUAUAGGAGUGUCUGGUGGCAUCCAGAAUCUUAUCACAAUUAUUCGAUGAAUUUUUAUCUAAUAGAUAAGAGUUUAGUGGUCUUUAUUUUUGUGAUGAUUGGACGGCGAUUCUUCUACUGUCUAAUAGUAAAAGGAUUAGAAUUCAUAUGUCCUGAUCGAUACUAUGGACUUGCAGAGAAGUGUUUAAAAUAUGUGUUUCUUGGAAUGCUUGAAUUUAUCUUUCUAAUCUGUAACAUCAAGAUAUUUCAAAACUACAGCAUCAUGAACAUCUUGUAUCUCGUUUAUCCAAUAAUUUUAUAUUUAGUAAUAUUCAAAUGUAAAAUUGAUCCAUUUCUGAGAAUAAUGAAUUCUAGAAGAGAUAUGCCAUUCAUGGGUGAAGUGAUGCAUUCGUGUAGCAGCAACGCAGUCGAUAUUCGUCUUGAAGUUGAUACACUUCGGAAUGACUUUAACACUAGAUUUAAGCAAAUAAUCUUUACGUCAGUCAUGAAUGCUUAUUACUCAGCAUUUGCACCUUGUGCAUUUGCAAAUAAGCACCUAUUUUUUAGCAAAUUUUGGGUCUCUCAACAUCUUUUCUUCACAUUUGUCAGUCUGUUCACAAUGUGUGCAACUUAUUGUCUGCCAAUUAGAUAUUGUGAUGUCCUUCAUCGAUCAGCAAUUCAUCUUGGACAGUGGACUAAGUUAGGUCCUAGAGCAACACAUCCACCACCGCUUAAUUGGUCAAAGACACAAACCUUUGCUUAUGGAUCAUAUGUUAAAUAUUUUGGGGAUGUUUUCAAGUCAACAGCAGAGUGUACAACUGCCUUGCCAGCAGAUUCUGGUCAUCAUAGAUUCUAUAUACUUUUUAAGAAUCCAUCAAUGCUCUAUUUUAUAAUAUGUUCAAUACAAUUGAGCACAGUUCUUAUACAAUUAAUUUUAAUCAUUUACUGUAAAGAAUAUAUAAUAAUAAUUAGCAUUGGACUCUUACUGAUUACAAAUUAUUACACUUUAUUUAGACUUGUCAGAGAUUAUCUAAUUGUUAAGAAUAUUUAUCACAAUGGAUCUUAAGGCUAAUUUUAUCCUAAUAUUUUUAAAAAAUGAAAUGUGAGAGUUUAUGUAUGAAUAUUAGAUGUGGAUUAUUUAAUUAAUGAUUGAGUUUUGCAAAAUUUUCUAAGAUCUAACUUAGAUUUGCCUGAAAUAAUCUUAACUUUUUUUUCUAUGUUCUACCCUUCAAAGCCUGAUAACCGAACAUUAAGCAAUGUGAAUAAAAUUUUGUAUAACUUAAUUUAUAUUUUACUUACCUGAAGCAAAUAGACUUUUCCGAUCUUGAGAUGCACAAUUGUGAAAUUAUAAAACUUACAAUAAAUUUUUUCGUAGUUGUCGUCUUAUUCAAUUAGAUAUUUUACAAUUGAAUAGAAUUUCUGUAAUGGUAACUUGUAAAUAAUAAAAAUCUUAUAAAUAAACCCAAUGCAAGUGAAAAUUUUAAAAGUGAAAUUGAUAAGAAAUGAGA